AUGCGUCGAGACGCUAACCCGCAUGCGCAAUCAGUUGGAACAAAUACCUUACGAGCUCUAAUAAAUACGUACCGACUGAAAAAAAGUUACGUGGAAAAAAGAUACUUUAUUUUUUGAAUUUUUUUAGAUAGGAAUAACAUGCACGUUAAAGUUAAUUUAAAAUAUCAUAAAACAUAGAGAAGCUGUAAUAUCAUGUACUAACAAAAGAGACUUAUAUGUUCUAACCCAUACGCGAUGCAUUGAGCGCCGCGUUGCAAGCUAAAAAAGCCAAAGAUUUCCUGAAUGAUUCACGACCGUUGAGAACUGCCGCCGCGUCGGAGCUUGAAGACAUCGUUCGUUUCCUCCCAUUGUUUAUUGUUGCGUUUUAUGUUCCAUUAUACCCUAACGUAUUAAGUCGUAUUAUACCCUAACACCUCAAGAUAUUUUCAGUCUGAUUCUUGACUUAUUAGACGAAAGCAGACAUGCGUUCGUAUCUUCGUUUCAUCUACUUUGUCUUCUGUCUUGUCAGCUUCUGGAAAUGCGGAGCUUCACAAAGUUGCCCUGCUCUCACUAUUCCAAACGGUUCGAUAACCCCUGCUGGUCCAUAUGCUGCUGGUACUACAGCCAGAGUUGAUUGCAACAGAGGUUUUGUCAGAAACGGUAGUGCAAUCAUGACUUGUCCAGCAAAUGGCCAAUGGACAACUAUAACCAAUUGUCAAGUUCCCUUCGGCUGCCCUGCUCCAAAUAUUACAAAUGGAGCACUCGUACCUGCCUUAGCUUCAUAUGACGCAUUUGCAAGAGUUACAUUUACUUGUAAUACUGGGUUUACUUUAGUUGGUAGCAAUGCUGCCCUUUGUGCAAAUGGGCAAUGGAGCUCACAACCUCCUCAGUGCAGAAGGGUUUUAGAAUGCCCUGCUCUCACCAUUCCAAACGGUUCAAUAACCCCUGCUGGUCCAUAUGCUGCUGGAACUACAGCCACAGUUGAUUGCAACAGAGGUUUUGUUAGAAACGGUAGUGCAAUCAUGACUUGUCCAACAGAUGGCAAAUGGAAAACUAUAACCAAUUGUCAAGUUCCCUUCGGCUGCCCUGCUCCAAGUAUUACAAAUGGAGCACUCGUACCUGCCUUAGCUUCAUAUGACGCAUUUGCAAGGGUUACAUUUACUUGUAAUAGUGGGUUUACUUUAGUUGGUAACAGUGUUGCUGUCUGUGCAAAUGGGCAAUGGAGCUCACAAUCUCCUGAGUGCAGAAGCGAAACACCAGGUUGUCCACCUCUGCCCGCACUUGCCAAUGGACAAACUACUCCCAGUACACCAAGCACCAGCGUUGGAUCUACAGUCAGCUUUUCAUGCAGUCCUGGUUAUUUACUUAAUGGAACACGACAUUUGAGCUGUAUGGCCAAUAACAUGUGGUCAGCAGCCCCACCUACUUGUGAAAAAUUUUGUAUAAUGCCACCACCUGUUACCAAUGGCCAGGUAAUAUUGAAAAAUAUUACUCAUAGUCCUGUUGGCUCAGUCGCAGUUUACAUUUGUGGAAAUGGCUUUGUACUUAGUAGCCCCAGUGCUUUAACCUGCUUGCCUUCUGGACGGUGGAGUCCCUCAUCUACCCAAACACGUUGUCAACCAGAUCCACAAUGUGCAUCAAGCCCAUGUUUAAAUGGAGGAACUUGUCGAAAUGUUACUUUAAAUACUGGACUUGGUAACUUCAAAUGUAGUUGUACAAGUGGAAGGGUGGGAACUAAAUGCCAAGCUUCUGCAAGUUCUGCCCAAACCCACCAGAUAGUAUUACCCGGCAACUAUAAACCUGAAUACGCCAACACAAGUUCAAAUGAAUUUCAAUUAACCAGUAAUACUAUAAAAUUGGUUUUAACACUAUUUUUCACUACGCAAGGUCUUGAUGUUGACAUUGUGGUUACUGCUCUUUUAGAAGGAUCAGUUGUUGUCGAAUUUUCUGUUUUACCAUCUUCCGCAAGUGCCACAUUGGAUCCAGCAGUAGUAAACACUGCUUUGAGCAAGAUUUCUGCAAGUGAAUUAUUUAGAAUGUUAUCCAGCGGCAAUGGCGGAGACUUUUCCCCCAGACUAGUCGUUGAUUGCCAGCCACCUCCACUUGUCCCAAACAGUCCAAUCGCCCUUCAAGUAACAGUGAAUGAUACCUUCCUGGAAGUCACUGUAGAAGUACCAAUGCUUGUGUGUGACUGCAACAAUCGUGGAACUUGCCUUUGGGAAGAAAGCAUUGUAAAUGGAACUGACAAAUAUGGUCUUGUUCAAUGCAACUGUGAAGCAGCAUAUGAUGGGGUGAAUUGUAACGAGGAUGCCAAUGGUUGUGCAGGUAACCCAUGUUUCGGGAAUUGCAUAGAUGUCCCGGCUCCACAAUCUGGAUUCACCUGUGCCCCGUGCCCUGCUCAUUUAACUGGCAAUGGAACAACAUGUAUUGACCGGGAUGAGUGUGCAGAGGGAACAGACAACUGUGCUCAGAAUUGCACCAAUGUGGUCAACUCAUUUAAUUGCUCCUGUCAUGCUGGUUUCAUGGUAGACAGUUCAAACUCAUCAAACUGCGUCAAUGUAAAUGAAUGUACAAUGAAUCCUAACAUCUGUGCAGCUGGUGGAUCAGCAGCUGUUUGUUUGGACACUGAAGGAUCAUAUAUGUGUUCUUGCCGGUCUGGUUAUCAAAUGGAUGCUUCAGGUAUUUGUGUUGAUAUUCCUGAUUGCAACAACAGAACCAUAUGUGAUAAUACAACAUCACUAUGCCAAGAAACACCAGGGUCUUAUGAAUGCGCUUGCAAAAUGGGAUAUUCAAGACCGGCCGGCAAGUCCCCGCAAAGUCCAUGUACCAACACCAAUGAGUGCACCAUCUCUCCCCCUGUGUGCUCAGUUGGUUCUCAAUGCUCAGAUUUGGUUGGCUCUUUCCAAUGCGACUGCUUACCUGGCCACAGUAGGAUCAGUUCAACACUGUGUUCUGUCAAUACAACAAGUUGUGCAAACAUUAAUUGCACAACAGAAGGUUCUGUUUGCAAUGAACAUGGCAGUAACCCUGUUACAUGUGAUUGUCCACCAAACAAAGUGAAACAAGGAAACAAAUGUCGUGCUCACUACAAGUUCCAGCAAAGAUUGAGAGAUCUGUUCCAACUUGAUUUCAACAACUUAAACAGUCCAGCAUCUCAACUCUUUAUUGCUAACUUCAAAAACCUAAUGAGACAACUACUGGCCCCGAUAAACUAUGCAGACUUGAUAGUGACAGAAUUAAGAAAUGGAUCCGUUAUUGUUUUGUAUGAUCUGGUAAUGAAUGAAACUGCCCCAGUGGUCUCACAAGAGCAAGUUUUGGUCGUGAUCUCUCAAGCAAUUGCAAGCGGUCAAUUCAACACCUCACUUUUCGAUGGAGCUCCAGCUUCUUUGACUACACAUUUGGACAACAUGUGCCCUAAGAAGAAUAUAACUCAACUGAACCUCCAGGCGUUGCAGAACCAAGCUUUUACCACAAGUCUAACAUGCCAGCCUUCACUGGUUGGCAUAAAUAUCGACUACUGCAACCUAACCAAUGCUGGAAUAUCACCUGCUGACUUGGUUAUAGCUGGACCUGGACCCCUUCCUGCAAAUGUUGAUGCUGCUUGCAAACCACGUAUCUUAUCUUUACCUGAUGGCAAAUUAACUGUUACCUUUUUGCUUUUCGACAUUUUAUCCUGCGGUGUGAGAACGGCAAUGGACCAAGAAACAAUAACCUUGUCGUACGAUGUCCGUAACAUGCCACCCACCACAGGUGUCAUCCAACGUUACUUUGAUGCUUGCAUCACUUUCAACUGCACCUUUAACAGGACUGCACAGGUUGAUUUCAGCCCUAUUGACCCACGAAUUGAAAAACUUGCCCUUGAUGCACAGAGUGGUGCCGGAAGAUUUGAUAUUUCUAUGAAUUUGUUCCGUGAUGAGAACUGCACCAUGCCAUUCCAAAGUAUCGGUGCAAAUCCUCCAAAUGUAUUGGUUGAAGAAUACAUUUAUUUCAAGGCUUCCAUCAAUAGGCAUAAUGCACAUAUGGUGCUUCAGGCUCCAAAAUGUUGGGCAACACCAACAGCCGACCCCCGUAGUAUGCAAAAAUAUGACAUUAUUCAAGAAGGUUGUGCUUCUGCCAUGGAUAAGCCAAAUAUCAAGGUGGUAAAGAACUAUGAGACGUAUUACAUCUCAGCUGGUGUGGCUUCCUUUAUCUGGACCAAUAUUACAGAUCAGAGAAUUUACAUUCACUGUGAAGUGGAUGUCUGCUACAAUACCUCAGGAAGCUGUUCUGGACCAACCUGCCCCUCACGCAGAAAGCGUUUUGUUGGACAAGUGAAUCAUCCAAAUUCUAAGCUGUAUUCAAUUGGGCCACUGAAAAUUGUGUCCGCUUGCGAUGAGCUUGAACCUCAAACUUGUUCACAAAAGUGUGUUGUGAUGAAUGGAAAGCCAAGAUGUUCUUGUAUGGACGGCUUCUACUUAUCUACUGAUGGCAGAACGUGCAUUUUUGAUGGAGCCAGUCUAAGAAAUCCUGUCCCAAUUCAAAGUGAAAACUUUGUGUCAAUGAAUCAAAUCCUUAUCUUCGUUCUCUUCAUGUGUGUUGUUUGUUUAAUUAUCACUCGGGUACGGGAGAGAAAGAAUUAAACUUCCGUGAUCUUCUGUUACAGCACAACAACACAUAUAUCUGUUAUCAAAAAAAGCAAUGUAGCUUGUUUACUCAGAAUUAAAUUUUUAGGUUCAACACUUCAUGAAAAUUAUUAAAUAAACAUUGAAUUGCAAUUUGA
Ciona intestinalis (vase tunicate) is the source of this 4738-nucleotide messenger RNA. Lineage: Eukaryota; Metazoa; Chordata; Ascidiacea; Phlebobranchia; Cionidae. The record is from RefSeq and is a predicted model, not a curated record.